AUGGUUCGAUUCGCCGUAGCCUUUGGCGCAUUCCUAUAUAAAAUUGAGAAGAUUUUGAUCAACACGAAACCAGAAGUUUUGAAAAAACAGCCAUUUGGAGUUAUUCCAGUUUUGGAAGAUGAUGAUUAUCUAAUUUAUGAAUCUCGUGGUAUCUGUCGGUAUCUUGACCAAAAGUAUAAAGAUCAAGGAAGUGCCUUGGCACCUAAUGUUACCGAUGUCAAAGCAUUUGGAAAAUUUGAACAAGCCGCAUCAGUUGAAAUAUUUAACUAUGAUACUUGUGCUUCGGGAAUCCGCCCGACAUUUGAGCGCCGACAUUUGAGCGCCCCGACAUUUGAGCGACUGACAUCUGAGCGACCGACACUUGAGCGCCCCGACAGUUGA
Didymodactylos carnosus is the source of this 381-nucleotide messenger RNA. The record is from the annotation of a GenBank genome assembly. NCBI's taxonomy places the organism in Eukaryota, Metazoa, Rotifera, Eurotatoria, Philodinida, Philodinidae.